AUGUCUGAGGCAGAAACCGUGAAGGAGCCAUCGAAAACGAUCAAGACGUUGGAGGAGGACGACGAAUUUGAAGAUUUCCCAGAAGACGGUAAGUGUUUUGAGUCGGACGCCAUUGAACUAACGACAGACUGGACCGAGGAGAAGUCGCUGGGAGCUGUGCAACAGGACCAUUUGUGGGACGAGAGCUGGGAUGACGACGAUAACGAAGACGAUUUUACCAAGAAAUUGAGGUGA
Messenger RNA from Ogataea philodendri, 234 nucleotides. RefSeq lists its product as uncharacterized. Lineage: Eukaryota; Fungi; Ascomycota; Pichiomycetes; Pichiales; Pichiaceae. The transcript has a single exon. Gene Ontology annotation, cellular component: proteasome regulatory particle, lid subcomplex. Gene Ontology annotation, biological process: mRNA export from nucleus; proteasome assembly. The coding region runs from base 1 to 234 and encodes 77 amino acids. The record is from RefSeq and is a predicted model, not a curated record.